This is a messenger RNA of Lotus japonicus, 1497 nucleotides long. RefSeq names its product probable sodium/metabolite cotransporter BASS5, chloroplastic. Lineage: Eukaryota; Viridiplantae; Streptophyta; Magnoliopsida; Fabales; Fabaceae. The transcript is spliced from 8 exons. The coding region runs from base 1 to 1245 and encodes 414 amino acids. The record is from RefSeq and is a predicted model, not a curated record. Gene Ontology annotation, cellular component: membrane.
AUGAAUUCUAGCAGUAUAUUGAAGCAGCAGUGGCAAAGUCUCAGAAGCCCUCUGCUAUCAUAUGUUCGUAAAUCUCCAGUUUCAGUACGAUGCAGGACCAACGUCACUUCUCCAUUCUCAAUUCAUUUGCGUCCACACUUACCACCACACUGGAGCCCCAAGCUUCCACUCAAAUGUGCACCUCUCACCUCCUCGGAUUCUCUGGGACCCGACCAGUUUCCCGUUCACUCCGGCGACCUGACCCAGACGCUGAAGCAAAAUUGGGUGUCUUUUCUGGAGAUUCUAAAGCAAUCAAAUUCACUUCUGCCUUAUGUAGCCCUUACUAGUACACUCAUAGCUCUAGUCAUCCCGCAAUCUUUUACAUGGUUUACCACCAGACACUAUGCUCCUGCACUGGGGUUUUUGAUGUUUGCAGUUGGGGUUAAUUCAAAGGAAAAGGACUUCCUUGACGCAUUUAAAAGGCCAACAGAACUUCUCACAGCUUACGCUUGCCAGUUUAUUUUGAAGCCUCUUCUUGGAUAUCUGCUAUGCAUAAUUUCAGUGAAUGUAUUUGGUCUACCAACAGCUAUAGGUGCAGGAAUUGUAUUACUUUCUUGUGUAAGUGGAGCCCAGCUCUCAAGUUAUGCAACUUUUCUAUCAGACCCAGAAAUGGCACCAUUGAGCAUAGUUAUGACAUCAUUGUCAACUGUUUCGGCGGUUUUUGUCACGCCGCUCUUAUUAUUGUUGAUCAUUGGGAAGAGACUGCCUAUAGAUGUAAAAGGAAUGGUGUUUAGUAUUACACAGAUUGUGUUGGUACCUAUUACUGGUGGUCUGCUUCUGAAUCGCUUCUUUCCCCAUAUUUGUAAUUCUAUUCGGCCAUUUUUGCCUCCACUGUCAGUAUUGGUGGCGGCUCUCUCUGCUGGAGCGCCAAUUGCUCAUAACAUUGAGUCUGUUAAAUCCCCAUUUGGAGUUGCUAUCUUUUUGCUCGCUGUUGCUUUUCAUUUGACAUCUUUUAUAAUUGGUUAUAUCAUAAGUGGAUUUACCUUCCGUGAUUCUCCUGAUGCGAAGCCACUGCAGCGAACAAUUUCGUUUGAGAUGGGAAUGCAAAGUAGCCUCCUUGCCCUGGCUCUUGCUAAUAAGUUCUUCGAAGAUCCAGUUGUCGGUAUCCCUUCUGCAAUUUCUUCGCCGCUUAUGUCUUUGAUGGGAUUCUCCCUUGUUCUGAUUUGGUCCAAAGGAAGAAAGAGCAAGACAAAACACAGCACCUGAAAAAUAUGGAUACAGGGUUAUAUACCGUCUAUCAGUCCAUCUUAGCGAUUUUCUGUACUGCAGAGUGAUAUCACAUAUUUUGGAGGAAACCUUUCAUUCAUGGAUGAGAGAGAAUAAGCUAAAAAUUAAAUUGCUUAUGUAAAAGAAUAAGGAUAGUUUCACAUGCCAUCUAGAUAUGAGACAUGUGUAUAUAAAAUAAAUAAAUAAUUAAGUUUUAAUAGAAGGGUGCCUUAGAAUAUUCAUGCUUUACAA